Messenger RNA from Strongylocentrotus purpuratus (purple sea urchin), 3599 nucleotides. Its product is annotated as corepressor interacting with RBPJ 1-like. The record is from RefSeq and is a predicted model, not a curated record. Gene Ontology annotation, biological process: negative regulation of DNA-templated transcription. Gene Ontology annotation, cellular component: nucleus. Lineage: Eukaryota; Metazoa; Echinodermata; Echinoidea; Camarodonta; Strongylocentrotidae. Bases 68 to 1534 code for a protein of 488 amino acids. Gene Ontology annotation, molecular function: transcription corepressor activity. The transcript has 6 exons.
UUCGUGGUGAUUGUUGGUGAAAGCGGAUCGGUGACGAAACGUCAAUUUGUCAAUAAAAUUCGCCAUCAUGGGGAAGUCUUUUGCGAAUUUUAUGUGCAAGAAAUUCUUUCAUCCUGCAUCGUAUGCUAAUAUAAAACGGGUAUGGAUGGCAGAGCAGAGAACAGACGCAGAGAAGACGAAGCAAGACAACCUGAGAGCGGAGUAUGAGAGAGAACAAGAUACAUACACGAACAGGCAGCUUAUGGGAGACAUACGUGUGAAGCAUGGCCUGAACUUCAUGUACGAGCCGCCCAAGGGCAUGAAGACGGAGGAGAAGGAGGACGGGGACCAGGAGUACAAGUUUGAAUGGCAGCGUGGGGCUCCCCGAGAGGGCUAUGCCAAGGACAUGGAUGUUACGGAUCAACCCUUUGGUAUCGCCGUGCGCAACGUCAAGUGCAUCAGAUGCCACAAGUGGGGCCAUGUCAACACUGAUAGAGAGUGUCCCUUGUAUGACCAGACGAAGGAUGAAGAGAUCGCUGGACCGAGCACGGAUAAGGAUGAUCUGAUGGAGGACAUGAGAAGAGACGGCUUGGCUCUCAAACAGAACGUACUGGGAAGGAAGGUCAAUGGCCAAGCUAAGAAUCAGAGAUUCGUUGGUAGCAGUGAUGAUGAUGAGGAUGAGGAUGUCGAACCAGAAGAGGCAUUCCUCAAAUCCCUCUCUAUGAAAGAAAAGAUAAAAUUACUGAAGAAGUUGGACAAGAUGGAGAAGAAGCAGAAACGUCUAGACUCCAAAAGCUCUAAGAAAAGAAAGGACAAAAAGAAUAUGAAGAGGAGGAAACCAUCACAUUCAUCAGAUGACAGUGAUAACAGCUCAGAUGAACUCGACCAGAGAGACAGAAGAAGUGAGAAAGAAGGAGGACACAAUGGAAAGUCAAGAAAAGGACGCUAUUCCGACUCUUCUGACCAAGAGAGCGAUUCAGAACAAGACCGAAAAAAGAAAUCAAGUUCAAAGCAUCAUGAGGAGAGAAGGACGAGCAAGAAGGAACCAGAUAGUGAUGGUGAGAGUAGGAAGAGGGCAAGGAAAGACGAUCGAAGGAAUGAGGUUAGAAAGAUAAAGAGAGAACCUCGAAGCGAUAGCGAGGAAAGAAGGCACACAAAAGGCUACAGGAGAGAAGACAAUGACAGCCACAGAGAAAGAAAAAUUAAAAUUAAAAUUGAAAGGAGAAGUCAAAGUCCUGAUUCUCCAAGCCAUGGUAGACACGAUAGGAAUGGAAAAGAUAGGCAGAUGAAGGAGCGGAGAGAAGAUGAGGAUGACAGGAUGGAUAGAAGGAGAAAGGAUGAAAGAUCUCGCUCUCCCAGCAGACGAAGUGAUGACAGACACGGAGGAACAAGUUCAAGGAACUAUCGAGAUGGUGUGAAGACCCACAAAGAAAGCAGACGGGAUAGAGAUAGAGAUGGGGGUGAGAAGGAUAAGGAGAAGAAGAAAGAGUACAGAGAGGAAAAGGACAGAGAGCGUCAUCGCCAUGGUGACCGUGAGGAUGGGAGAAGGCACUAGAGAGAGGAAUGAAAGCCCAUUCACAUAUGCUGCGGUAAACCACUGCUUCUCUUUGCUACGUGCAACAGAGGUCAUAACCGUACUUGGUUAUCGGUGUGUCAUAAGGUGCCGAAAAAUAAACAUGGUAUGCUUUAACAUAGCAGCCAACCAUUCCUGUUUUGGAGAAAUGAUUCCUAUUUUUCUGCCUUCAAACUACUGUUAUGAAUGCUAUAUUCCUCUUAUUUUUUGAAAAAGAAUCUGUAUAAACGCAUGGAAAAUACACUGUGUUCCUGUCGUUUGCUUCAGACGGUUCAGAGGUUCCUAAUCUAAUUCCUAAAGUUGGCAGGUAUGCGCUUAAAAGAACCCAGCAGUUUACUAAGUUAUUAGCCUUUGGGACACCUUUGCAAAUGAAAAAUUGUCGUCAAAGGUACUCACUUGAUCUGCACAUGUUUUCAAUUGUCUUUACAUUGCUCUCUCAUCUCAAAUGGUUACAGGAUUUUAGCUCCCUAAGUAAACAAAAAUAGGGCAAGACAUCAAGGUCACUAGAGCAUCUGAAUUCCUUUUAUGACAGAUCUAUCAAAAGGCAAAUUGCAAAACUGAAAUUUCACUUCCGCAAAUGUCUCACAGAAAUCAUCAUAAUUUCAGUUGAUCAUGCUGACAUGACAGCAACAUGAUCGGGAAAUGAGUUACCUUGAACUAUAGGUUGAUGCACUGUUUGGCUUAAGGUCAGGGGUCAUGAAAUAGACUUCCUUUACUUUCUCAUUUUUUGUAUGCACUUGUGAGGAUCGAACAAUUUGUUUUCUUUUUCUUCUAAUUCUAUGUAAAUUGCCUACCUUUGCAAAAAAAUCACAUAUUUUGUACAUACAUGUAUAUUGCUUGUUGGGAUUCAUUCAUCUUUUAAAGGGUUACUUGAUACCUUCAAUUUUUUAAACAUAUACAUGUAUUUUAGGAUGUUUAUAAACUUAGAAUUGACAAAUGAGUAAUAUAUCCAUGUCGAUCAAUCUUAAAAUGUCAAAAUGAUAGAAACUUCAAAGUGGAGAGUAGUGUAUGUAAAGAGAAGGUUGAGUUAUGGUAGAGGCGAAAAUAAUUUUUUUCUUUCAUUUUAUGUUGGCAAUCGAAGAGUAUCAUAUAAUAAAUGCCCGCUGAAAAAAGAUUGCUUUUUAAACGCCAAUGUUUCAAAAAUAAGACAGGAGAUACAUGUAGCUGAAAUGUCAGGACCAAACUUUCAUGCCACACUUAUGUGUAGUCCCAUAUACACAUUUCAAUGUACGUGGGAGUUUAGUUACAGUAAUAUUCGGUCAAUUUCUUUUUGCUUUUUUGGUGAUUCCAAAACCUCACAGUUGACACCAACGGUUGUGAGCUACGUAAGCAACUUUUUUCAAUCACUUUCAGACAGUCCACUGAUAAUGCAAUCGUAUGACCAGAACCCAACUUAAGUUUUGAUUAAAGACUGGGAAUAUCUUUUGAUAUGAAGACUGGAAUGAAGAUUAAAAUUGUGAGAAUUUGUAGCCAAUGCUUAUUCAUAUUUUAUUAUGAUUUAUUUUUCUAAAUUUUGUUAAACAAAACAAUACAAAACAGAUAAAUAAAUAAAAAAUAAUAACAAAAUAUUCAAAGCACAUUCAGACGUGCUGUAGCAACCACUUGUGUUGAAAGAUUACCAGUCCAUAAAGAUAUUAUUUUUUCCCCCCUCAAAACGUUUUUCUGACUGAAAUCUGCUUUACAAUAACCUGUAGCAAAAGUCCACCUGUCUCUAACGACUGUAUAUAUUUUGUCUCCCUUGGGUGGUCAUUAUAUACAGGUUUUGCUUUAUAUGCAGACUUUGAACUUGUUGGUCUUUGAAUAUGUUAUGUUAAAGUGUGUCACAAGUUCAAUAUAGGGUGUCUAAAAAUAAUGAUAAUGAAAGUGCAACAAUAUUUUUAAUCAACAGCAUCUUUGAAUAAAUCAAUUUCAAUGAUUUGUUUUAAUAGACAUCCGAUUUAGACAGAUCCAUUAUUAUUCAGUGUUGUUUAUUGUAAAUAUGUAUACAUGAGCCUCUAUUUAGUUGAUGCAUUUGUAAUAAAAUUUGAUGAAAAUCUGGAAAUCGUAA